AUGGUCGUGUGGCGGGUACCAUGGUCGUGUAGUGGGUACCAAUGGUCGUGUGGAGGGUACCAAUGGUCGUGUGGAGGGUACCAAUGGUCGUGUGGAGGGUACCAAUGGUCGUGUGGCGGGUACCAAUGGUCGUGUGGCGGGUACCAUGGUCGUGUAGUGGGUACCAAUGGUCGUGUGGAGGGUACCAAUGGUCGUGUAGUGGGUACCAAUGGUCGUGUAGUGGGUACCAAUGGUCGUGUAGUGGGUACCAAUGGUCGUGUAGUGGGUACCAAUGGUCGUGUAGUGGGUACCAAUGGUCGUGUAGUGGGUACCAAUGGUCGUGUAGUGGGUACCAAUGGUCGUGUGGAGGGUACCAAUGGUCGUGUGGCGGGUACCAAUGGUCGUGUAGUGGGUACCAAUGGUCGUGUGGCGGGUACCAAUGGUCGUGUGGCGGGUACCAAUGGUCGUGUAGUGGGUACCAAUGGUCGUGUGGAGGGUACCAAUGGUCGUGUGGCGGGUACCAAUGGUCGUGUGGAGGGUACCAAUGGUCGUGUGGCGGCCCAAAGUCGCCCCAAGCCACAGUCACCAACAGCCAUUAAAACACAAACCACAGGUGGACCACCACCUCCUAUUUCCCCACCCAACCGCAGCCCAUUUUCUAUACCUCUCGACAAGACAGAUGAAGCGAGCCCUCCGACGGCCAACUCAAUUAAAGUUUAG
Messenger RNA from Procambarus clarkii (red swamp crayfish), 699 nucleotides. Lineage: Eukaryota; Metazoa; Arthropoda; Malacostraca; Decapoda; Cambaridae. The record is from RefSeq and is a predicted model, not a curated record.